Molecule: messenger RNA, 13407 nt
Organism: Porites lobata
Lineage: Eukaryota; Metazoa; Cnidaria; Anthozoa; Scleractinia; Poritidae
Source: the annotation of a GenBank genome assembly
UAAUUCCGGUCGGCCAUUUUGUUGGCCAGGUGUCGGUCUUUUCAAAACGAAAAACAACGUUUUUAUCUGUCAGAACUUUUAUUUAUCUACUUAUUGCUGCUUCAAGGAGUGCCCUGAAUCAUUUGGUACCUUGCACGAGGUUUGAAGACGGUGGAUUUUCGCAUUUCUAAGCGAAAGCCAGUCUUGGCUGCAUUCACGUGUUCAGGUGAGCUUUCGAAAGCCGGUCUGUUGUUACUACUGCUGUGUAUUUUGUAGCAUUUUGCAUGCUUGUUUUUAAAAUCGAGUGACGUAUUGUUUGCUGUCGUUAAUCUUUGUUCCUAUAGCAGCAUAUCAUGCACUGUAUGUUCAGAGGGGAAUUCAAGCCAAAAAUUUACUUAUAAUAUAUACAGUCUGUUUGGUUUCUCACAAUUCGAUGCUUUCUGAGACAGACAGAUCUAAGUUUGGGGAAACAUAGAGGCUGGGUGAAAGUGGGGAGUCACUGUAUUAAAAAGAUCAGCCAUUAACUGCUUUGUUACCCAGCCACAAAAAAAUACAAAAAUAUUAAACAAAGGAAAUUAAUAGCUGAUUUGCAUCCUGUAAAGAAUACAUACUGUAUCAUCUUAAAACCACUUGAUCAGCAAUAAUUUCUAGGGAACCUGCAACAGUUUAACAAUAGUGAGUUUAAACAACUACAAUAGUGACAACAGUGAUGGCAACUGUAUAAACAAUAGGUGUGAAAAGUAAAACCCUGCAUUUUUCCUGCUAAACAGCGUUAGAGAGAUUUAGAGUCAUGUUUACGGCAAAUGUCAAAUGUGAAUUUCUGCCACAUGACCAAGUUUACCCGUCACAUGUCUUCAACUGUUCUUUACUUGAACAAAAAAAUAAGUGCCGUAUAUUUUCGGUUAUAAGGCACACUCAGUUAUAAGAUGCUCCCCAAACUUUUCAGUGCGAUUUUUCUAAGUUGACAAACUGAAAAUUAAACCAAAAUACCAGGCUAUAAUGUGCAGCCAUGAUUUUGGUGAUGUUCACCUUAACUACAACAGCAUGCUUUCAAACAAUGCUGAUUACACAGUGUGCAAAGAAAGUGGUGUCCGACAGCCCGGGGCUAGUGGAUUUUGCUAUUGGGCUAGUGAAUUCUGUUUUCAACUUGCCCGACGGGCAAGUGAUCUUUUUUGAGGAAUUCGAAAAACAGAAGAACUGUGAGAUCAAUUCUGCUGUUCAAAAAGCUUUUGGGCUAGUUGAAAUGACGUCUGGGCUAGUAAAUGUUAGCUUCAGCUUGCCCGAAUGGCAAGCUGUAAAAAUGAUUUUCUUUGCAACCUGUUACAGCCAUUCACCUAUGUGAUCAAAAGCGAAAAAGGUUACAUGUUUCGAUCAAAAGCGAAAAAAAAACACACCUAUCAACACAAACGGCAUUGUUUUAUUAAGUUGCGAAUACUUAGGGAAUCUGUUUUUGGUUAAUAAACAAGUCAGGUGUCUUGGUUGUGGCAUACUGACAUCGGUACAUACAUUGGUAGUAUUAAGAGAAAAUUGAUCGUAUAAUACAUGACUCUGAACAAUUUUUUUUGUUAACUGCCAAACCCGUAAGAUUAGGCCCUUGUUUAUCAAAAUAACUGAGAUAAAAGAGCUCUCACAGUUCUGUUAACAGAUUUGGGAGCUUUCUUUGGGAAAUAAAGGUCUGAAACAAGUGGAAGAUUCCAGUGUAGAAAUUACUGUAAACAAAUUUGACUCGAUUUUGUGUUGUUGCCCGAAGAUACUUGGUUAUAAGACGUACCCCAAAAUUACAACAGAUUUUAUAGAGCUACAUGUAUCAAGCAAACUUUCAUUGAAAAAAUGCUGCGCCUUAUUUAAAGCAAAAAAAUAUGGUAGUUUCACAUUAUAUUCAUCCAUAAGAAUAAAUUGUUUUAGACUGUUUUUAUCUGCUCAUUUUCUGUUUUAAGAAAUUCUCAACUUGGGUCUGCCAUUUGCCAGUUGCCAUAAAUGUGAAUCUAAAUCUAUCUAUUGUUGAGUUAUCUGAUUGAAGGCAGGGUGCAAAGAAAAUCAUUUUUACAGCUUGCCAUUCGGGCAAGCUGAAGCUAACAUUUACUAGCCCAGAUGUCAUUGUAACUAACCCCAAAAGCUUUUUGAAGAGCAGAAUUAAUUUCACCGUUCUUCUGUUAUUCAGUUUCCUCAAAAAAGAUCACUUGCCUGUUGGGCAAGUUAAUAACAGAAUUCACUAGCCCGAUAGCAAAUUCUACUAGCCCCGGUUUAUCGGACACUACUUUCUUUGCAUGCUGGUGAAGGCUUUACCUGUAUCUUGAACUUAUGAUGAUUUCUUUCCCUCUCUCUCCACGCCAGUCUUUGUUUUCACUAAUAUACUUAUUGCCUCAGUUAGACUGCUUUGUCCACUGAUUUGUUUCAAUGGUGCAAUAGAGAGAGAGUCCAUCAUUCAUAAAAGAUGCCAAUCUUGUCUUGGAGCCUCAUGUGUAAUCAAAAUAUACCGAAAAGCAAACAAAACAAAAAAACUCUCAACAAUCUACUUUGAAUGAACUGGCAAUUGCAUGCUAAGAUAUAAACAAUUAUGAUCCAAAAGAAAAGUCUGCCUUAAAUGAUUUGUUCAGAAGGCCAUAGAUUUUUUCAGGUGCUUUGACUACCAGACUAUUUUACUCUUUUGAGUAACUAUAAAACAAGCUACUAUGAUGUUAAUAAAUAAAGUCGUUGUUUUGUUUAUUAAGCCAAGUUUAGAUCUUACAUGUAGUAUCAUUUGGAAACUGUUUCAACUGCAGUAUUGUUGAUUAUUUUCCAGGCUUUUAGUUUGCUCUUUCAUCCUGGACUUCUGAUGCGAAGAAGGGGAGGACCUCCGCCAAGGGGACAUUUUGACGGGCCAUACCCUCCGCGACCACCGCCGGAUUAUUAUGAUGGCUUUGGACCACCUCCAUCUCCACCAUGGGAACGCCGAGACCCUUAUGGUUACCCUCCAUCGCCACCACCACCUCCUCCUGGACCACCCCGAGGUUGGUAUGAUCGACCGUUAACUCCACCACCUCCGUGGCUCAGAGAUGAUGAUCUGCCUCCUCCUCCCCCUCCAAGACGCCCUCCACCAUCAUCAUUUGCUGAUGACGAUUUUUAUCCCCCUCCACCUCCAUUUCGUUCUAAUGGUCCACCCAGGGGAAGAGGAAGAGGAGAGGGGCGAGGUGGCAGCCAAGGGCGAGGUAGGGGUGAUGCCUUAACCUCACGUGGGGGAAGUCAAGGAAGGGGUUCUGCUACUAGAGGAGGAAGUAAUAGCAGGGGAACAAGAGGAGCUGCUAGUUCACGUGGAUCGUCAAGUGGCAGAGGGGGAUUUAGAGGAGGAAAUAAUUCAUCCAGGGGUACUCCUGGUAGAGGGGCAGCUAGAGGGACAAGUUCAGUGCGCGGUAUGGCAAAUGGAAGAGGCGGAAAUGCUUCAAACAGUGGAACAGCCACGUGGUUGAAUAAAGCAAGAGGUGAUGCUCAAACAGGAAAUGUUGGAAACAGCAGCAACCAGUCUGUUGUCCAAACUGAGAACACACCACAAACUACUAAUGCGACAAAGACUGCAAACAUGAAUAAUUACCAAAGUUAUUCUAUGUUAAAUAAGGCCAAAAAGGAGCAAAAGAAAGUAGAGAACACUGUGCUGAAAGGUGGGUAAUAGUGCAACAUGUGAAUGUUUUAGAGUUCUUGUUAUGUGUUAGAAUAAGCACAAGUAUACUCCUUAAGUGUAUGUGUCACAGGUCAAAAUUAAAUCCCAGUUAAAUUUUCUUAAUCUAUGUUGAUUCUCAGUUUUCUUUGUCGCCUAGCCCUAAUUCAUGAAUAAUAAUACAAGUAGGGCUAUGAGACAAAGGAAGGUGAGAAUCAAUGCAUGUUACGAAAUUUUAACCUGAUAUUGAUUUCAACCUGUAACAUAUGCCACAACUGUACAGGGAUAUGUAAAGCUGUCUCUUACCAAAAUCCCAAGGAACUUUAAAGUUUUUGUCAGAAGUCUUGACUUGAAAGUGAGAUACAGUGUGCAAAGAAAGUCAUGCCCGAUAGCCCGUGGCUAGUGGAUUUUGCUAUCGGGCUUGUGGUUUGUGUUCUUAACUUGCCCAACGGGGAAAAUCAAAUUACAGAAGGAUUGUAAUCAAUCUUGCUAAUCAUAAAGGGUUUUGGGGCUAGUUGAAAUGCCUUGUAGGCUAGCACAUGCUAGCUACAGCUUGCCUGAAUGGCAGGCUAUAAAACUGAAUUUCUUUGCACCCUGGAGAUAUGACUUUGCAAGACCAUGAGACCAAAGGCUAAGACUUAAGUGUUUAAGGCUAGUUAAAGACUUAUUUUGGCAAGUAUAGAUUUAUCAAAUCAAUCACAAUUUUUCAUGGUCUGUAAUCUUAUCAACCAUAGAAAUGACAUCAGAAUGGUCAAUACUCAAGUGAACCAUGAGCUACAGGCCACGGGAAUUUUUUGUUGAUUUGGUUUUUACGAUAACAUUGACAGUUUUUAAUGUUGUUUUCCAUCAACAUUUCUGGGAAAUUUAUGAGCACGACAAGGACAAAAACAAAUUGCGCCACCAUCACGUCAUUCCCAUGGUCUGUACUCUCAUCGAACAAAGCUCUCGACCAAUUAGCAUGCAAGAAGUUGUUCAGUUAUUGUAAAAUAAUAUUUUGUUACAUAAUUGUAGUUGUGGUUGUUGUGCUACCUCUUUAUAAUUUGAUAGGGGAGGUUUGAAUUCUACUUUUUUUCAAUAUCGCUUUCCAGCUGCUAUUCCUGGGCAGUUAAACUUCAUUUCAUUCAAGAACAGUCUUCAGGAAUGUUGUCAAAAACAGCAAUUACCAGUUCCUGCUUACAAGUCUUGGAAGUUCAGCUAUGGUUAUGCAGCCAAAGUGGAAGUAGCUGGAAACACUUUUAAAAGUACUGGAGUCCAAGGAGAUCAGAAAGAAGCACAGCAGAAUGCAGCGUACAAUGCCUUGGUAGGCCUUGGAUUGAUUGACUCCACAGUUCCAUUCGAUGUCAAAACUGCUGCAGGUACAUUGUAUAUUAUUUUUUCACUUUAGUACUUCAAACAUAGAAAGUGCACCACACGUAAUUUUUCUUGUCAUAAUCAUCAAAGUUCCUGAAUUUUGUUUGCUGAAUGAUUUUUUUUUGCUUAUAUCAACCCCUCAUUCUACUAGCCCAAGCCCAUUAUCGAGGUAAAAAUUCACUUUUAGUAGUUAGUCCUUAAGCACCAACAUCCACCUACAAAUUAUCCAAACUUAUCUUUAUACAUUUUCUCAAUAGACUACUUAAGAAAAUUCGAUAAGUAGGUUGAUUAUGAUCGUCCAGGUGAACAUAGUCCUAAAUAGGAGUAUCAUUGACAGUGACUAACGUUUCAACAACCUGUGCGGUAGUCAUCUUCAGAGUCAAAGUGAGUUGUAUCACAUCUGUUGAUGGUAUGAAACUUAUUGACCUGAUUGGUCGAUUAAGUCAUGAUGUUAUUGGUCAUCUGUCAGUUAAGCCAUGAUGUUAUUUGCUCGUGAAUUUAGUGAAAGAUCAAAGUAUUUUCUUUGUGGUGAUCAGUUUAUUAAUUCGCAUACAGUCAAAGCUCUCUUAAGUGACUACCUGGGAAAUUUGAAAAAGUGGUGGUAUCUAGAGCUGGUCGCUUAUGAGAAUGAGCUCUGGUAAGCUACCGCAUAUUGUUUUACAUGGUAAAACAGUACAGGGUUGUCGCUUACAAGAGCAUCAGAAACUCGUUCAUAAAGAAAAUUAAAAGCAAUUUAUGUUUAGACACAGCUUAUCUUUGCAUCCAAAUUUUUUAGAACAAAAUAACCCCAAAUACAGAACUGCACUCUGAUGCACUGUACAAGAUCUUAAUCAACAAACCAUUAGCACAGUGUGCAGUUUCAUGAAAGUGUUGAUUUAUAUUAAUAAGUACUCUAAGCAGUUGCUUUCGAGAGCUUAAAAACCAAGGAAAAGUCCAGUUGGGUAAUCCCAAAAGUGGUCGCGGUUGCUUACAGGAGCGGUCGCUUACAAGAGCUUUUCAUUACAAAGUUUAAGUCGCAGUUCAAUCGGGGUUUCACAAAGGUGGUGUUAACUGGAGCUGGUCGCUUGGAAGAGUGGUCACAAGGAGAACUUCGACUGUAUCCUUUUCUCUUGAAAAUGUAUGGAAAUUAGGAGAAAAUAAUAUUGAUGUUGGUCACUUUUGUUAAAUCCUUGUUUCUCUUGCAGCAAUUAAAAGACCCGCUGUAGACAACAGUGUUAUAGAAGAUGCAUCUGGCAAGCGGAUCAAAUUGGAGUCUUCUUCUCCCGUGGCCACCUCUUACAAGAGCAGAUUAAAUGAAUUCUGUCAGAAGUUUCGCCUUUCCCUUCCCUCCUACGACACUGUAAAAACGGAAACAGGAAAAGGCUUCAUCACAACUAUUGUGUUCAACAAGAAAGUUUAUCAAAGCAAUGGCCCACAGCCCACUAAGAAGCUGGCUGAACAGAAUGCUGCUCAAGUAGUUUUACACAUGUUGAACCAGUGUCCAGCACCCCCUCCUAACUGCCAGGAUUUUGUUGAACGUUGUAAGCAGCUGAGUUCACAAUCAGCGCAGUCCAGUUCUACGGGGACAUCUGCAUCGACUACUUCCUUAACAAGUAAGUUCUUGUUGUUUCUAAACCUGCAAGGCCUUUUAAGUGAGUAACAACGUAUCUUUAUAGAAUAUUAUCCAAAACAAUAUGAGGCCUGUAAAAACGAACAUAGUUACCUUAAAUGACCUGAUAAAUGCCCCAGGGCGUCUAUUUGAUUUUAGGGGUCCAAGCAGGGGCGAUUUACAAAUAGGAGGCAUUUGAAGACUCGUUUAUUCUCAUAACUGUAGCAAGCUCAACAAAACAAAUAUGCUUUCAGCAAAAAUAUCAAGAGAGUUUAAAAAAAGUGGAAUAGAGUUCAUGUGAUAGUUAGUUCUUGAUUAUUGUAGUUUGUAUGCAUUUGAAUUCAGUUGCCUGCUAGCCCACCGCAUUGGGAUUAGCUGCGGCAUUCAGUCUGCUGCCACACGGCCAUACUGCAGCUUAUACAACUUUGCAGAGUCUCAUUGUUUUCCUUCUACUUUGAAGAGAUUUUCAUCCUAGCUCAUCAAGUAGUGCUCCUACACUAGCCGUACGAUCAUAAUUCCUGUCAAUUUUAAAUUAAUGUUUUUUAAUCUCUUCAAGUAACGUUGAUCAGUUGAAUUGUGCAGCAUUGUUUCCUAAAGUACGGAUCUUGAAAAGUUAAUAAUCCUUUGAAAGCAUUAGAAUGUUGUGAUUUCUAUAUCUUGAUCCACAUAAAAUAAUAUAUUAUUGACCUUUAGAGGUUUCAUGGAAAUAUGUUUUAGUAUGCACCCGCGCCCCCUUCCCUCAUGGUAGCGAACAACCUGGAAAAUGUACUUUCCCUUUUUUGUUUAAAAGAAAACGAAUUUAGUAGCAAUUUUCAAUGCAACGAUUUGAAAUUUUCGAGGGUCACAGCUUAUGUGGCAGUCAAAUUCAAAACCGCCCAUCUGGCUACCGGGUAAACCCCUGAGCAUUUGACUUUUUGUAAAAUUUCGGUCAAAUUCCCCGUUAUGUUAGUUGAGUUAGAUGGUCAAAUGCCCCAGUCCCACUGGCUAGCGCUUCAAAAAGCGUCAAAUCCCCCACCCACCAGGUAUUAAAACGACUAUUCAAAAAUUGUUCUAUGCGUCCAACCGUUUAUUCAAAUGUACUACUAAACACAACCGAAAUAUCUUGAGUUUCGAAAAGCUUGCUCAUUUCAAUAAAAUUGUUCGCUCAGAAAGCCCACAUUUAACGGGCUUUUUCAAAGGCUCUCAAAUGCUCCAACAAGAUGGUGAAUAUUAUAAACUGACAAUAUAUCCGUAAACAAAUACAGUGAUUAAUCGUUUCUCGCUCUUCCUGAUACCGAAAUAAUUAUGAAACGUUGUUAAUCUGGGCAAGAAACAAACAUGGCUUGCUGUUCAUGUAGCACGGAAACCCUGCCAAUAGGUAUUUCUUAGCCUGCGUAGCAAGCGUUUCAGUUUGGUUUCGGAGCAAAAAAAGACCGAGAAAAGGGAAUUUUAGGUUUGGCCGCGCGAGAAAUGGAACGAGAGCCAAAAAAUGAAAGAGGGAGACGGGGAGGGAAAGGAAGCCUUUCCUUACCUUUCUUCCCCACUCCCUCCCUUUACUCCCUCCCCGCUCUUUCACUCGCGCCAUUUUUCGCGCGGUCUUUCAACAUCGUUCCUCGUUCUUAGCUCUGAAACUACAAGGAAACCCCGGGGGGGGGGCACUGGAAACGCUGCUACGCAGGCUAGGUAAUAACCGUAAUUCUCAUUGUACGUUUUUACUUAUUUAUAUUUGCCUUUUUACCGCUUCAGUUUCUCAUCUAGUUACAAAAAAUAAAAUGAAUGAAAGAAAUUUUUUUUCCUCACGAAAUCCUUUUGUUUUUCAACGGCCAACUAACGUUUUGACACGAAAGUCAAUGCUCGGAAUUUGCCUCCGGAAAGGGGAAAGGGCGGUUUUGGAAUUGAUGGUGCAUUAGAGAAAUACAAUUAUCCACUUUGGCCUGAAAAUAGUUUCAGGCCAAGUUAUGGCAAGAUUAUUUAUUUUAAAUCCGUGCAUGAAAUUCUAUGCUGUUACCAUUCAGCUAAACCCACUUUCGCAGGGAUGAACCUUUACUGAAUACGAGUUUUUUGAGGUUAUUUUUCUUUAUUUAGCCUCUGUUAGCAAUUGACAGGUUAAUAUUUGGGUCUGUUAUUUGUCAGAGUCAAGUUUUUAAUCGGGUUGACAACAUCCUUUCAUAAUUAUUGUCUGAAGCAGCGUCUAGACAGAGUGAUUUGUCUGAGUAUCGCAAGAUGUCUUAUGAAAGAGACCUUGUUUGGUCUAGAUUUUGCGAUCCCACUGUAUCGUCCGUGAAUGACUCCUGCUUGUUGUUUGUUUAACUUGGAGUAUCUCCUAUGUACCGGUAUUUCGCGGUGUCGACAGCGUGCGCCUUUCAGGGUUUGGAAUGCACUGUUUAUCACAGGUAUCGAACUGAGUAAGGGGGGUUUCUUGAACAGGAAGCGUGCUUAUUAUUAAAAGCCAAAGUAUUUAUAUCUUAGUUGUUAAUUUUAGUAAAUUAUGAAAGGUGUGAUUGUCGUCUGCAACAGCUUUGCAAGAGUUAUUUAUUUGGUUUUGCUCAUCCCUCUUAAAGUGUAAAGUGUAAGUGAAAAUAAUAUUUUAUUAUAUUCCCUGUCUAUUUGAGUCCCAGUUUCUAGAAUUCAAGCGUUCAGUGUUUCGAUGUAAGAUCCACAGUCCAAAAAAAAAUGUAAUGGAUUAGCUUAAGCCACUUUUCAACGCCUGAUCCUAUCAACAGUUUAUCCUGAACUACGAAUUCGCUGUUAUUGGAAGCUUGAGGGAGUAAGGCAUAGCGCAGAGCGGGCUUAGAAUGCAAGAGUGCCCUUUUCUCGUAGUUUCUAGUGUCCAUUAAACUGAGUAACAAUCUGAACGUCACUUCGACUUCUAUUCUACCACGUGUUUAAAUUUUUUGUGUGCGCCCUCCUUUGAGUGAAACUCUUUUACGGAUGAUCUUCCUCCUUAUCCCGGGGGAUGGACUCCGCAUAUGAAAGGGCGUUGGGAUGCUCGUCGUCUCGCUUAGAGGUGUAAAUUUCGAAUUUGGUCUCACUUAGGGUGUCCUGGGCAAAACACCAUCAUAUUUAGCCGUGAAGGUCUUGUUUAGGGUUGCACGUGAAAAAAAUAUAAAAAUAUUAUAGUCUGUGUUUUAACAUGGUCUCUUUUAGGGUCAAAAAAAGCUUGGGCCACGCUGAGAUCGGUCUCCUUGAGGGGUUUAAUUCAAAAUUUCCGACGAGCAACCCCACCCCUUUCAUAUGCGGAGUUCCCCCCGGGUUCCAUGUGCGGUUUUUCAAAACCACCAAUUUCCACACUCCCCCCCCCCACCUCCUGAAAAAAAAAAAUGAACGGCCCCUUACUUGUUUGAUAUAGGCUUAGUAUUGCAAACUAAAACAAUGUGAAUUUGUUUGAUCACUAAAGUGAAAUCCCGUCAAGAUGUAAAGAAAUCCAGUGAUUAAUAAUUGGUUUGUGUUUAUUUUCAGCGUCUGUAGCAGUGGCGCAGAUCCCUUUACCAUCGGCGCCAGCACCAGCAGCCGGACAAACACCUGCUUCUACAUCCCAAACGAAUCCUGCGUUGACAGUCCAAAGCACGGCAUCUGCCACAAUCACGCGUUUCUCUAGUCCAAUAGUCGAAAAGAUUACCACACCAAUGACGCAGCCAUCGGUAUCGGCAGCGACUGUCAUAGAAAAACCGACCACUGCCUUCACCUCACACAAGAACACAUUGCAAGAGUACUGCCAGAAGUCCAAGAUAGCCAUGCCUGUGUACUUCAGCCAUCGUGAAAACGGCGUAUUUACAUGCACCGUGCAUGUGGCAGGGGUAACCUACUCAAGUACCAGUUGCAAUACCAAAAAGGGAUCCGAACAGACCGCAGCGAGCGUGGCACUAAAGGCUUUGGGUCUAAUGUAGCCCUACUGGAUUUCUUACGGACUUUUAUGCGCGUUUGGUGUUGGACUCCGUGAGCAUUAAGGUAUGGAGAUUAUUAAACAAAUAUUAUUUUUUAUUUUUACUCGACUGGAUUGAACGCAGUCCAGAUGAGUUUGUGGAGCGCGCUGAAAAAUGUUUAAAGUAUGAAAACGUAACAUCAACAUUGUUCCUACAAUCCGUGAGGUGUGGCUCAUUUAGAUUUUGCGAUAACUUUUGGCAUUCGACGUGAUAUUUGAUAUCACGCUUUUCCUCAUAUUUCGUAAAACUUAUGUGGACGUUUCCUUGUGCCAAAGGAGGUAGCUCUCUCAAGUUUGGCGCCGGUACGAGGGGCUGUCUGUUUUAAAACAAACGUUUUUUUUACAAAAGAACCUUUUGUCGUUUCGAAGGGGAGACUCUUUCGUUUAGGCAGUAUUUACGGAAAUAAAAUUGCUUUUAGAAAAGUUGGCAGUUGGACAUAGAAGUCUUUACAAUGGUUUCUGGAUUUCAGAAUCUCGUGUCAAAGUAGUAGGAUUCUGUGUUACUUUUUAAAGUUCCCCUAUGAAAAAAUUAAAAUGAUUUUUAUUUGUAAACGGGGUAGUUCUCGCCUCCAGAAUCCCCUUAAUGAACUGAGCACCUUUCAGCGUGAUUUUCUUGGGUCGUCUGUGGAACCAGUAUGAUUGAUGAUCGGUUAAAGAUAAAUUUGCCUUUGCUGAAACGACCUCAGAAUUUUAGUGCCCUGAAAGCUGGUCACAACCUCCAAAGUUAGAGCUUCUGGAGCGGCCAAUUCAGUAUUCAAUUAGGUGAAUAACUGGACUUGUGAUUCAGUUGUUCAAUGUGACAAUGUUUAAAGCGAAUGCCGAGCUGGCCAACAGUAGAUUGCAGUUUUUUAAAUCUUACUUUGAGCUCCCGUUUUUCGAAUUUCGAGUAUGUCGACUAACAGUUAAAAGGACAUGAAAAGAAAGAUUUAACAUUUACUUCACUAUAACUUGAUUAACUGACCUAAAGGAGAGAAAGGCAGUGAAUAUUUCAAGUCAACGUUUUGGUUAGGUUCUUGUGAUAUCGGAAAUAAUCAAGGUACUGGUAAGUGUUAUCAGUCUAUGCCGAUAACAACCACCUUUACCUUGAUUAUUCCGGAUAGGAUAUCACGAAAACCAAAUCUAAUAAUGAUUUUAUUACGCAUUGUUUGAAGAAAAUUGCGACGAAAACACCUUCGCAUGGAACACAUUUUGAAAUUGUUCUAAAAAAUCAUGCAUUGCGCGCGCAACCUACAGAUUACAUUGUAGUCAGUUAUCUGCUAGCAGAUAGCUGUAGUUUAUCUGUAGUUUGCGCUGAUUUCAAAAAUAACUGUAAGCUGUUAGCCAAUGAAACGACAGAUAGCGAGUGCAAUGUAUAAUAUUAUGUCCAAUCAAACUACUUCAUCUUCAUUUGAACGAUCGUAAUAUGGGUAGUUUUAAAUUGCUGUAAGGAAAAAAAAAAUUAAUAAUCAUAUAAAUUGGCCAAAAUUGAUCCAUCCGUUGAACUAGUCGUUUGUCAAGAGGUGGUUUACUGAGCCCAGUUUUAAAGUUUUACGAACUGGAAACUGAAGAAAAGUAGUUCUUAAUCUAAGCACAGAGUAAAAGACGUGAUCUUCCCACAGGAAAUAAAUCUUCUCCGUGUUUUGUCUAUAAGGAUAUAACACUCCUGAAAGCACGUUAUUCUGUAAUUACUAAUGAAACUCCCCUCCAAAAGUUAUGAAAAUACAGCAUUGUUAGCCGCCUUGUUGCAUGCUGCUUAUCCCGCAAAGCAGGCGCUUUUUUGACGUUCUCUGGCGAGCGCGAGACCUGCGCCCGUCGUGCGCGUCUCGCGCUCCACAUUGCUUCGUGGUCGCCUGAAAACGCGAAAAAAGUACCGCCGGUUUUACAGGCAAGAUUCUGCUCAGGAGCUUGGCCUCUUGGUGUUACGUCAUUCUGCACAGCUGGAACAUGGCGGGAAGUUGCUAAAAGGUAACCCUCAGUAAGACAGUGAGUUGAACAGGUAGGCUUGUUUUUCGGAACAAUUGUUUGGUAAACGCUCCUUCGUAGUUGCGUCCCACCGAUUCACACGUUGGACGGAAUGAUGUCACAUUCGGAGGUUAGGCUGCCAAGCAAAAAAACAAAACAAAACAAAACAAUUACGCCAAUCGGAUAGGCUUACUAAACGAAGUAAACGGGCAGUAUUUCAACAUCGCAUCUUCAGUUUUUUAGUGUGUCAUAACAUGCACUUACAUAAUGCCCUAUCCGGAUUGACAAAACAGUGAAGUGAUUGAUUUAUCUCUUGUUAGUUCUUCAUGUCUUCUUGCAAUCAAAAUCGCCUUUCCAAGCAGCAAAAUUUUGAAAAUUGCUAUAGUGUUCCCAGUCCCAUAUUUUUCUGUAAGAUCGUGGAGAUCGAAGACUUUGCGUUACUGGUGGCCAUUUUGGAUGAGGGUCAAAUCUACUUAGCCUGCCCCCCUCGGUACAUAUGAAACCAAGAUGGCCGCCCGUACCGGUCAGUGCUCGAUCCUGGCGAUCAAACGAGAAAAUAGGGGACUGGGAACAGUCUAGAAAAUUGCUGCAUCAUGUAAAAAGUGUCGUCCUAGUUAAAGCAAUUGCUAUAUGUCUUGUGUCCUCUCAUUUGUUGAUGAUGUUCGCGUAAUUAUAUCGUUGUUAACCGAUUUACACUUUGAUAAAAUAGCUUUAGGCCUUCCUCCUCAGACACUCGUUUAGUUUGUGGAGAUGAAAAACUGCUGAGCAAAGUGUGGAGUACAGCGUCUCUUCGUUGUCUUCAGUCACUUUUUUCAGCGGACUCUCCUCAAACUCCGAGUCUCGGCGGAGGAGUGUUACAAGUUACAUUUGCACAAAGUAGAGAUAAAGUUGUGUUUGUGCUAAAUUACCGUAUCUCUCGUGAUGAAGAAUACGUUAAAUAUUUGUUCGGAAGAAUGUUGUAACUUGUAAGUAGCUUACGUCGUUGAAAUAAAUUAUCAGUUCAGAAAUAAAGCAGUG